This is a messenger RNA of Fomitopsis serialis, 575 nucleotides long. RefSeq lists its product as uncharacterized. The coding region runs from base 34 to 543 and encodes 169 amino acids. The transcript is spliced from 3 exons. The record is from RefSeq and is a predicted model, not a curated record. Lineage: Eukaryota; Fungi; Basidiomycota; Agaricomycetes; Polyporales; Fomitopsidaceae.
AACGAACACCCCAGUACUCGUCGCUAAUCAGCUAUGCCCCGCGAACCACCCUCAUCGUCUUCGCGCGCCCACCGCCGUGCCUGUUCUGCACCGCCCUCGAGACCGACCGCCUCCGAUCGUGCCGGGCUGCGCGCCGCCGUCUCAGCCGCGGACGCCGCCCGUGUCGGCCCCGGCGGACCUGCCCCCGCGCCGCAGCGGCCAGCCCGCUCGCCUCCGCCGAAUGCGCAGCCACACAACGGACCCCGGCGCGUACCCCCCGACUUCCUCCUUGGACAAAUCUCAUCGGCCAUCAUUGACAUGCAGCCAUUCCUUACCGGCAUACCUGGCGCAACCCCGGAUCAGAACGACCGAGUGCUCCGGCGGCACACUGCCGUGGACCACCAGGGGCCUCUUCACUACGUCCACAAGCUGCUGUUUAUGGUGGACGGACCGCCGCUUCAUUGGCACAUGUGUGCGGUUUCGGCGACGCCGGAUGAGGAGGUCUUGUUGCGGGGAUGGAUCAACUUCUUGUGCAUCGAGAACUGGCGGCGGUGGAACUCUUGAGUUUGUUCGGCUUUGUGUACCCAGAAAUGAUG